AUGAGUGAAUUCAGCAUAUCCGUUUACCUUUGGGGUGAAACAGGUAAACCGAGUUUAGUGUCCCCAGAGAGUAUUGCACUCUUUUGGUUUUUGAACAGUUACUAUGGGGAUUACAAGUCAAUAGAGGUAGUGUUUGCCAAUAAUACAGAUCUUUCCCCUAAUGAAGAGUUACCACUUCUCGUGGAAAAUGGUAAGAAAUGGUCGGGAUUUGUUGAUAUAGUUAGCUAUUUGAUGGAAAAGAUGCAAAAUAAUGAUGAUGUGGAAACUACACUCUUGAAAGAUGGCUUAUUAGAGUUUACUGGUGAAUUGAGUGUGCUCACAGAGUACCAGAUGUAUUUGAAUAAAAUCAACUAUGAAACUUUUACUCGUAAGGCGUUUUCUCAGCUGUUGCACUGGCCUAUGUGGUAUAAUACUCCGAUGAAUUAUAGAACUAGAGCAAGACAGAGAUGUUCAAACACCUUGGGAUAUUUGAUGCACGAUGAUGAUCCCGAUAGUUUAGAAUCGCUCGAAUUAGAAUCUACACGUUUACCACAGUCUAAGGCAUUCCAAGCGACUCAAGAUCGUAAGAUGCGCAGUAAAGAGGAAUUGCAGAACGUUAAACACAAUUUACAAUAUUUGACAAGACUUAAGGAUUAUCUAAGGACGUGGUCACAGGUUAGGAAUAGUAUCCCCCACCAAAAUGAUACAAUUCCAGCGGACUUUCUAUUGUGGGCUAAUCUGUUCGUACAGUUAAAUCUACCAGACGGCGAGAAGGUAGGUCAGCAGGUUAAGGAUGCGGUUAAUGACGACUUUCACCAGCUUGUUCAAAGUAAGAUUGAUCAACUGUCAUCUUUGGAACCUCGGGUGUUCCAAAGGGACCCCAUUUUCCAAGAACAAGGCAACGUCAUCAUGUCAAUAUAUCACUACGUGCAUAAAUUCGUUUAA
Messenger RNA from Zygosaccharomyces rouxii, 924 nucleotides. It is a transcript of the gene SAM37, whose product is annotated as SAM complex subunit SAM37. Bases 1 to 924 code for a protein of 307 amino acids. The record is from RefSeq and is a predicted model, not a curated record. Gene Ontology annotation, biological process: mitochondrion organization. Gene Ontology annotation, cellular component: SAM complex. Lineage: Eukaryota; Fungi; Ascomycota; Saccharomycetes; Saccharomycetales; Saccharomycetaceae. The transcript has a single exon.